This is a messenger RNA of Diospyros lotus (date-plum), 2638 nucleotides long. Its product is annotated as E3 ubiquitin-protein ligase WAV3-like. The transcript has 2 exons. The record is from RefSeq and is a predicted model, not a curated record. Lineage: Eukaryota; Viridiplantae; Streptophyta; Magnoliopsida; Ericales; Ebenaceae. Bases 427 to 2604 code for a protein of 725 amino acids.
GUAAAAUCUAAAAUAUUUUCCGCCUCGUAAAAACCCCUCUCUCUUCUAUUAUUAUUUAUAUUAGCCCUUCGUCCCUCGCAUCAGAGAAGAUGUCAAACCAAUUACAGAGUUUUGGGGCCUUUUGGCUGCAGCAGCAGAGCUAGCCGGACAGUACUUUUACAGUGAUCCUCAUCCUCGGAGAAUACAGCAAGCAAUACUAGGAGGAGAAGAAAGUGGACUGUAAAGGCAAUUCAUACGGCUUUCUUUUUGUUGCCAUCAAUUGUAUAUCUACUUAUUAUCUUUAUGGAGUCCAAACAUACCAGGUGAAGAAAUUCCGUAGAAAGAGGAGAAGGCAGCCGAGUAUAUUAGACAAUAGAUCAUAGAGAGCGAAGCAGAGAAAGGAGGAGGAGCACUUGCCGAUUUGGGGGUUGGUUGGACUGACCGAAAAUGGUGGUUGGGUGGCGACGAGCGUUUUGCACAUCCAUUUCCCGAGAUCGAGAUUCCAAGCCUCCCAACGAGAGGGGGGUAGAAACGAAUAGCGUCAAUCCCAGCCCCAGGCUCGGCUCCAAAUUUGGAUUCUUCUCCAAUCCCUCCACUCCUCGACUGCAGUCGCAACCCGUCUCCAGCCCCAGCCUCCGCUGCCGGACUACCGGCACGGCAACAGUUCCGACGCCAUCAGUGCCAGAGAGCCCAAAGCUCCAAUGCAAGACCAAGAUCAGCUCCAAGUUGUCGCAACGCUCCAAUCCGUCGUCUCCUCGAUCGCCUUCGACUUUCUCUCUCUUCAGAUCGAGCUUCCGUCCCUCCAGAACUCGAUGCGGAAUAUGCUUGCAGAGCGUCAAGACAGGACAAGGCAUGGCCAUUUUCACGGCGGAGUGCUCCCAUGGUUUUCACUUCCCGUGCAUCGCCUCGCACGUGAAGAAGCAAGGCAGCCUCGUGUGCCCUGUUUGCGACUCCAACUGGAAAGAGUUGCCUGUGUUGACCACUCACGACCUGCGCAAUCCAGAAGCCAAAGAGAAGAAGCAAGAGCCAUCGCUGCUACCAGAUGUUAAGACGAAGGACAACGCAAAGCAAUAUGGAAGGAAUGUUCUCAAGGUUUACAAUGACGAUGAGCCAUUGAUGUCGCCUAAAUCGGUGGUUAGGUUUAAUCCAAUACCUGAAUCUGACGAAAAUGAGGACGGCGACAAGGAAAGUGAAGAAUUUCAAGGAUUUUUCAUAAAUGCGAAUGCAAGUUUAAUUAGACAGCCGAGUUUGAGUUGCAGAAGGAAUGUGGACGUGAUGCUGUUGCCGGAGGCGGCGGUGAUAUCGGUUGGGCAGAGGUACGACACGUACGCGGUAGUUCUAAAAGUCAGAGCUCCACCGGCGCCGGCGAAGAAUGCGCACCGCGUUCCGAUUGAUUUGGUCACGGUGCUUGAUGUAAGCGCGAAUAUGACGCCUGAGAAAGUACAGAUGAUGAAGCGCGCGAUGCGAUUGGUAGUGUCGUCUCUCUCCUCCGCCGAUCGUCUCUCCAUUGUCGCAUUUGCUGCUACAUCCAAGCGGUUGUUGCCGCUCAAGAGGAUGACCGCCAGCGGCCGGCUAUCGGCGCGUCGCAUCAUUGACGCGGUUGUCUCCAGUCAUGGCACAUCGAGCGCCGGCGACGCGGUUAAGAAGGCUGCAAAGGUGCUUGAAGAUCGCCGGGAGAAAAAUCCGGUGGCCAGCAUUAUGCUCUUAUCCGAUGGAAAGGAUGGAAAGGCCUCCACCACCGCUGCCACCGCCAAGUUGAGACGCCAAUCAUCAGAAGUCUCCACCACGCGCUUCUCUCAUCUUGAGAUCCCUGUACAUUCGAUUGGAGUCGGCUACGAACGCGCGUACGGCGACUCUCGUUCGGACGACGGCUUCGCGAAAUCAGUCGGCGGUUUAUUAAGCGUCGUCCUUCAGGAUCUCCGGCUGGAGCUAGGGUUUGCUUCCGGUUCAGCUCCGGCGGAGGUUGUGGCCGUCUACUCGUGCUCCGGUCGGCCAGCAGCUCUUGGAUCCGGUUCGAUCCGGCUCGGAGAUCUAUACGCGGAAGAAGAGAGGGAACUUCUAAUCGAAUUGAAAGUUCCGUCGUCUUGUGGUGGGACCCAGAAAGUACUGUCCGUGAGAUGCUUCCACAAGGACCCGUCAACUCAAGAGCUCAUCCACGGGAAAGAGCAAGCUCUGUUGGUGCCGCAGCCCCACGCCAUCCGAUCAUCCAACCCCAGCAUCCAACGGCUCAGGAGCCUCUUCGUCUCGAUCCGCGCCGUGACCGAGUCCCGGCGGAUGAUGGAGCGCAACGACCUCGCGGGGGCGCACCGGAUGCUCUCCUCGGCUAGAGCGCUGCUCAUUCAGUCGAAGUCGGCCUCGGCUGACGAGUAUAUCCGCAGCUUGGAAGCCGAGUUGUGGGAGCUUCGGCGGCGGCGGCAGAAGCAGAUGGAUGAGAUCCAACGGCGGAGGACGGAUACGACGGAGCGGGAGGUGGCGGCUGCUGCUGUUCUGGUGGAUGAGAAGGGAGAGCCGCUUACGCCGACGUCGGCUUGGAGAGCCGCGGAGAGACUGGCUAAAGUCGCUAUCAUGAGGAAGUCGUUGAACAGAGUUAGCGACUUGCACGGCUUCGAAAAUGCCAGAUUCUGAGAAAAAAGAAAAUAGUUCUUUUUGGAUAAAUCCC